Syzygium oleosum is the source of this 1535-nucleotide messenger RNA. RefSeq names its product DNA-(apurinic or apyrimidinic site) endonuclease. NCBI's taxonomy places the organism in Eukaryota, Viridiplantae, Streptophyta, Magnoliopsida, Myrtales, Myrtaceae. Gene Ontology annotation, molecular function: phosphoric diester hydrolase activity; DNA-(apurinic or apyrimidinic site) endonuclease activity; double-stranded DNA 3'-5' DNA exonuclease activity. The coding region runs from base 163 to 1191 and encodes 342 amino acids. The record is from RefSeq and is a predicted model, not a curated record. The transcript is spliced from 9 exons. Gene Ontology annotation, biological process: base-excision repair. Gene Ontology annotation, cellular component: nucleus.
AAAGCUGUGAUUACAGAGGGGUCCGACGAGCGAGGCGGAUCGCAGUACAGUUCCCCCGCUACUCGCGUUGCCUUUCCUCGACGGACCAGACGCCUUGGGGGCCACCGGAGAGAGGCCGAGCGGAGAGCAGGAAGCGGCGGGGGCGGAGAAGGGAAACGCAGGAUGAAGCGAUUCUUCAAGCCCGUCGAGAAAGACGGCCCCAGCAAGAAGCCCGCCCCGUCUCAGAGCUGCGACGACGGCGGAGCGACGGGCGAUGAGAAGAAGAGGAGGAAGGACCCAUUGAAGUUCGUGACUUGGAAUGCCAACAGCUUGCUCCUCCGCGUCAAGAACAACUGGCCCGAAUUCGCCAAGUUCGUCUCCGAUCUCGACCCGGACGUCAUUGCAAUACAGGAAGUAAGGAUGCCUGCAGCUGGUUCAAAAGGCGCGCCAAAAAAUCCUGGAGAGUUGAAAGAUGAUACAAGCUCCUCACGAGAGGAAAAGAAGAUACUGAUGCGCGCGCUUUCAAGUCCCCCCUUUGGAAACUAUUGUGUUUGGUGGUCCCUUGGAGAUUUCAAGUAUGCAGGGACUGCGCUUUUAGUGAAGAAGUGCUUCCAGCCAAAAGUCUCCUUUUUACUUGAUAGCAAAGCAUCAAAGCACGAGCCAGACGGUCGAGUUAUCUUGGCUGAAUUUGAGACAUUUCGUUUGUUGAAUACAUAUUCCCCUAACAAUGGUUGGAGGGAUGAGGAGAACUCAUUUCAAAGAAGAAGGAAGUGGGAUAAAAAGUUACUAGAGUUUGUUGUCAAGUCGUUAGACAAGCCCUUGAUUUGGUGCGGUGAUCUUAAUGUGAGCCAUGAAGAGGUUGAUGUAAGUCAUCCAGAUUUCUUUAGCGCCGCAAAACAAAAUGGUUAUGUCCCUCCUAAUGCAGAGGACUGUGGACAGCCUGGAUUUACCUUGGCUGAGAGGAAGCGCUUUGGAGCCAUAGUGAAGGAGGGAAAACUCAUAGAUGCAUACCGAUACCUGCACAAAGAUAAAGAUAUGGAGUGUGGCUUCUCGUGGUCCGGAAAUCCUAUUGGGAAGUAUAGAGGAAAAAGAAUGAGAAUCGAUUAUUUCAUAGUUUCGGAGAAGUUCAAAGAUAGGAUCAGAUCAUGUGAGAUGCACGGGCGAGGGAUUGAAUUGGAAGUUAAUAUCUCUGCAGCUUCAGCCUCAUGCUAAGACAUUGAGCACAACGCAGGUUUUUAUGGAAGCGACCAUUGCCCUGUCUCCCUUGAGCUUUCAGAAGCCAUAUCAGAUUCUGUGUAGAGCCAAGUUUUCAACUUGAGGUUAUGAUAUUUCAUGCAUUCCUGUGAUGGGCAUCUAUUCGAGCGACAGUGCAUUUAUUUAUAGAAGCAUGGUACAGGUGUUUGUCAGACUGAAAUUCAAUAUUAGGAUUAAUGUGUCCAAAAUCAUGUUAAUAUACCUGCAAUGGCCCGUCAGCAUAUACAUUUCUGGUCAAGUUUUGGGCUAACCAAUUAUUAAUGUGAAGCGGUAGAUUCGGAAUUACUGUAUUGUUUGUUUUA